AUGCCGCCAUGCAGGCCUGCGGACACGCCGAAACCGCAGACUGUAAGCGUGGAGGAGGCACUGCGUCUCGCACGAGCCAGUGACUUCAAGACCGUGCAGGAGGAUGAAGCGCGAGCAAAGGUGCGGGCGGAGAAGCAGCGCCAGCCACUGGCGACGCAAUCUCCGAGCCGGGAAGCCGAGCCCAGGAGGCCCGCUGGGCCGGCGGGUGGCGCUCAAGUGCUGCUGGCGUCCCUCUUGGAGGCCGCCCGGGAGGAGGGCCGCCUCGGAGCCACUCGCCAGCUGCGCAUUCAGUGCCCCUUCUGUGGCGUGGUGAACGCCGCUCGCGCCUCGGAGAGGCAUCGAGUCAUCUGCGGUGCCUGCCGGAGUGUCUUCGCAGUUCCCAGUUUGGGGCGGCGCUGA
Molecule: messenger RNA, 399 nt
Organism: Symbiodinium sp. CCMP2592
Lineage: Eukaryota; Dinophyceae; Suessiales; Symbiodiniaceae
Source: the annotation of a GenBank genome assembly